Messenger RNA from Prunus armeniaca (apricot), 372 nucleotides. The record is from the annotation of a GenBank genome assembly. Lineage: Eukaryota; Viridiplantae; Streptophyta; Magnoliopsida; Rosales; Rosaceae.
AUGAAAGAGAAGAUAAGGAGUACUGCCAUAAAGAGACAUCAUUACCCUCUCCCAAUGCAGCGACUGGUAGCAAUGCAUAGUAUCUGGUCAAGGAGAGAAUUCUGGGAUGGUGCCUAUGAGAACAUACAGAAUGACAAUAUUUAUAAUUCUGCAGUAGUAGAACUUUUAGAAGAAAGUGGUAAUCAGUGGCCACCAUGUAAUUACCAACCACAACGGGUCCCAAAUCCACCAAGUGAUAAUGAGGACUUUGCUCAGGAGCCUACUAAUGAGCCUACUUGGGAGCCUACUGAGUCAAUCGGAUCAGUCACUAGGCCUAUAGAGGUUCAGUCACCACCCGAAGUGAUUAUUAUCAGUUCGGAUGAAGAAAACUAG